ACGUUGUUUGUUACUAAAAGGUAGGCGGAAGCUGAUUCACCUGUGAAAAACACAGCGAACUCACUCACAGCGUAGAAGUGAAAGACGACCAAGACCAAAUCAUUUUGUAUUCUCUGCAAAGCCCACUCAUCUUAUACUUUUGUAAACCAUGGAGAUGAAGUCAGUUAAGGUGUCGGCCUACCUUUGCGGGUUGAUGCUUGCACUGUUUGUUGCCCAAGCUCUCGGAGCAGGAUCCUCAACUUCUGCAAGCAGCACUCUGUCCUCAACACCAGCCCCUUCCACAGAGAUGAGCACGACUAAAAAGUCAUCAGCAGCUCCAGCCACAACUGCUACGACUACUCCAAGUGCGACCACUCUAUCGCCAAAGGAUCAAUGUAAACAGUACAAUGGAUCUUGUGACAAAUGUGUUAGUGAUGCAAAGUGUAUGUACUGCUACACUGACGACAGCUGUCAGUUGUACCCGGCCGGCGAUGUUCUGCCUCCUUCGACCAUGUGUGCUUUAGACGAGGCGAGAUGGGGAGUGUGUUGGUUGAAUUUUGAGGCCUUGAUCAUUUCUGUGAGUGUGAUUGGAGGUGUAAUCAUUCUCACCAUCGUCGUGUGUUGUAUCUACUGCUGCUGCUGCCGUGGAAAGAACAAGAAGAAGUUUGAAAGAGAAGAUGCCAGAUAUGAACAGCAGAAAAUGGAGAGAAAGACAAAGCAAGAUGAACGAAGAAGUGAGAGGAAGAGCCGACUUGAUGAGAUCAGGAGGAAGUAUGGUCUGGUGAAGGAUGAAGCCCCAUACCAACGGUUUGAUGCCUAAAUCUGCCACUGAGUCACCAUGUGUUUGAAGAACUGGUGCAUGGUGGAAUAUUGCAACAGUCCAGUCGGUAGCAGUGUGUCAAGCAGAGGAAAAUCAUCUUUGAAAUGGAGAUAUUAUGGAUGUGCUCCACUCUGGAAGGGGGUGGGGGGAUUCAGGGAGGGAAGGGGGUGGGUUGGGAGAAACAGUUCAAGUAUGUUGAAACUAGAAUUCUGUGCAAAUAUGGAACUAGAUUUUUCAAGUUCCAUGGUCUAUAUUUGUAACAUCUUAAUGAGCAGGGAAUGAAGGGAAUUCAAGGAAUAAGCUACAUCUUAAAGAGUCAAGAUUUUCUCAAGGUUAUUUUUGAUGAAUAUGAAAUCAUAAUUUUAUCUGAUGUUAUUGUGUGACAUACCGAGAGUACAAUUUAUUAUUGCAAAUAAACUGAUUUUUUUUCGUGUUGUUUUUCGUUUUGUUUUAGUGUUAACUUUUGUGUAGUUGGAAUCCUUUGAAUUUCUGAUACUGUGCUGGAUAUUAGUUUGAAGAAAAGAAAUCAAAAAUAUGUGUACAUGUUAUGUUCUACAUCUAUUUGUAAGUUUUUGUACAUUUUGACUGUUGAUAUUUCAGUUGCUCUAUUCUGAGUCUGUAUUUUUGCUUUAUUUACUAAUGUUCAAUUUCUGCUGUUUAAUUCCUACAUUAUCAAAGCUUUUCAAGUUUCUAUGAUGGAGUAAGGUCAUCUUAGGCAAAGUCAGGCCUCAUUUGUGUUGGUUUUUCUGAAGAGAUGAAAAACUAGUAAUUUUUGUAAGCAUUUGAAAGUGAAGCAAACAAGAUUUGUUCAUAGAGAUUUUUGUGACUUUCCUCCUUUCGUAAUGUAUAAGGUUGAGAAUGACAGUUGCUUAGUAAAUCUAGAGAUGAGAGCUCCAACGUAUUUUGAUUACCAUUGUGGAAAAUCUGGAAUGGUAGCCUCUUUAAUGAGUGAAAACCUUGGAAUGAUUGGGUUUUAAAAAAUUAAGUUGAGGAGCAUAAUUUUUAACUUAAUCCUGAGUUUGGUACCUUAAUGAUAUGCUGAUCCUGAGGCUACUGCUUUGAAUAAUGAGGAAUUUCGUUUAGGAACUUCAAACUCAAAACGUUUCAAUUAUUUGACUUUAGACUUUAAUUAGACUUGUGAAUAUUAAAUGGAAAUUAAAUGUUUUUUUGUAGAAUGUGUUUUAUAGCAAGGAAGGAAAUUGUCAGGACGACAUUCUGCACUUUGUUUCCAUUGUAAUCAUAUGCAUCUUGAAUGAUUGGAAAUUGAUAAUCAACUCCCCCUCUCCCCACACCUCCUUUCAAAAACAGUCAAAUUUUCUAUUUUCUCAGACCCAUCUCUUCUCCUACAUCUUUUUAGGUGAAUCUUGGUAUUAGUCUUUGAAGCAGAAUAAAAUUCAAAAACUUCCUGAACCAAACUUUCCAGACUCGUGUCUAGAUCUUUUUCAUCAGAAUAGUCUGCCUCACUCUUGGAAUCCAGCUCCGUUUGGUGAAGAAUUUCCUCUGUCAUACACUUUCCUAAUGGUUUUCCACUCUAAAGACUGAAAACUGCUAACAGGAGAACUCACUCCAGCUAUGCUUAGUUGCAUUUCCUUUUUAAAAAUAAAUUUAGAUAAAGCUUGGGGGUUUACAUUAUUUAUGGAAUAUCAGUAACUGAGUAACUAGUCUCCUUGAAAAAACUUGACCAGUAAUCAGAUGAGUGUACUCUUAAGUCUGGAGAAAAAGAGUUAAAGUAAUUUACAAUCACAGUGCCACACAUUUAAGGUAUCUUUGCAGUCUGUUGUCUGACUUUUUCUUCUUCAUAGUUGAAUUAAUUGCCACACAUUUUUUAUUAUUCAUUUCUUACUGUUUUAGUUGUUUUUGGGUUUUGAAAAGACAUCACUUUUUUUAUACGAGUCAUAAUUUACAUAUUGAAUUGGAAUAGCAUGCUUUGCUCAGUAUGCAUAUUCCUGUUAUUGCGAAGUUUUCAGUUUUGAGUCUCACUGAGUACUUGCAGCUUGUUAGAGUGGACUAACUUUGUUUCUUUUUCUUUGCUGCUGAAAGAACAAAAACAAUAAAAAGAUUUCAGUUGGCCAAAGACAAAAGGUGCCUUACUAAACAUUUCCCACUCAGCAUACACUUAUUGUCAGCUCUUUGUGGUUCCUACUUCUUUAUGCUUGGAGAUGUACGCAGAAAAUAUAUUUACCAUAAUCAUUCCACUCUCUUUUAGUGUGUACUGUUGUGACAAAUCUUUAUUUGGAGUGUGUGUCCAGACGUCUUAUAAAUGGCCAUUGUUUUUGUACACCACAUGUCUGUUUUUAUGAAAGUUGAGUAAAGAAUAAGUAUUAUGCAUUUGACAGUAUCUUCUGAUUUUGACUGAGGCAUAAGCUGCUGUUAUUUGCUGGCAAAUUGAAUAGUAUUAUACAAAAUUCAUGAUUGUGAUGAGUUUUAAUGGGUUUUCCUUCAUGGUGUUACUUGUAGCCUCAACCUGUACAAGUGAACCUGUCCAAGACGGCCACUCAGUGUUGAGGAGAAAAGUGGUUAUCUUGGACAGCACUGUGAUUGUCUUGGGCAGUGUCAUUAUAUUUGUUAAAAAUUUUGUGAAAGAGGGGGGGGGGUUGUCUUGGACAGGUGGUAUUCAGAAUAGAUUUGCCUGUAGCUUGCUUUCGAUAGUUUCCCUAAGUUUUUACUUUUAUGCAACUGUUGCUCUAAGUUUUGCAGGUGGACACGAAGUUACUCUUUUACUGCAGCAAAAGCAACUUGAAAUUGUUUCCUAUGUCUUUUUUUGUUCUUACUAUUGCUGCUCUGGGUGCUUUCGACUUCUUUCUCUCAGUACCAUGUGUGAUUUCAGCAGUACCCAGUUGUGUAUAAUAAGAUUAAUUUUCAUGGGUCUGAAUCCACAUAAGAUGCAAUAUUGAAGCUUGACUCAGUACAUAUUGCAAGAGAAAUGUAUAGUGUACCAUCAU
This is a messenger RNA of Aplysia californica (California sea hare), 3741 nucleotides long. RefSeq names its product pituitary tumor-transforming gene 1 protein-interacting protein. The coding region runs from base 149 to 799 and encodes 216 amino acids. NCBI's taxonomy places the organism in Eukaryota, Metazoa, Mollusca, Gastropoda, Aplysiida, Aplysiidae. The record is from RefSeq and is a predicted model, not a curated record. Gene Ontology annotation, biological process: protein import into nucleus. Gene Ontology annotation, cellular component: nucleus; cytoplasm. The transcript is spliced from 7 exons.